Calliphora vicina (urban bluebottle blowfly) is the source of this 2628-nucleotide messenger RNA. It is a transcript of the gene black, whose product is annotated as glutamate decarboxylase-like protein black. The coding region runs from base 393 to 2213 and encodes 606 amino acids. Gene Ontology annotation, biological process: carboxylic acid metabolic process. Gene Ontology annotation, cellular component: cytoplasm. Gene Ontology annotation, molecular function: carboxy-lyase activity; pyridoxal phosphate binding. NCBI's taxonomy places the organism in Eukaryota, Metazoa, Arthropoda, Insecta, Diptera, Calliphoridae. The transcript is spliced from 3 exons. The record is from RefSeq and is a predicted model, not a curated record.
AAAACUACCGAUACGUCACAAACAGCUUCGUAUUUAUUAUUAUGAUGACGAUUACAAGAGAAUGGCAAUGUGCCUCCACGGCACAACGAUUGCUACCGGUUUGGCGACGGACAGCAGAACAGAUAUUUAUAAAAGCAAUGGUUGUUGUUUUGUUGGAUACAGUGCAAUCAUCAAACGAUAACUGGUAACACCAUCAUCAACAAUAACUAUAACAUCAUCGUAUUUAUCGUCGGAAGGAAGCUCGAAAUAUAAGUACAUACUCGUAGUGUUUGUCACUCAUUAAUUUGAGCAAUUCAUCAAUCAAGUUAUAACAUUAAAAUAACGAACUUAUUUAUUUAUCAUUAUUGCUGCAUUUAGUUGAAACAAAUUUGCAAUUGCUAAAUUUAAUUAAAAUGCUCGCCAGCGAGAGUAUUCUUCGUAGCCAUCAUCAUCGUCAUCAUCUAAAUCAACAACAGCAGCCACAUACGAAACAUUACAAUGAUUCUAUAUAUAAGCAACAAGCAGUGCACGAUGCUGUCGAUUCUAAUGAAUUGGCACGAAAUACCGCCGUAAAUGCAUUUAAUUUACCACAUCCUAUAGUACCUUCACCCACUAAUGUAACCGCUCUUGACAAUGACACUUUGAAUGCAAAGUGCAAAAAUAGUGGCGCGUUGUCAACAGAAGAGAACAGAGGCACAUCUGUAAAGCAACUUGAUAAGUUACAAGAUAAAUCUGAUAAAAUGAACUCAAACUCGACAAACAGUCUAAUCGUCAGUCAUCCAAAUGCCGAAUGUGAAAAUUUUAUACGCACGUGUGUUGCCGAAAUAAUAAAAUCGGCCGUCUUCGAGGGCACUAAUCGUUGCAACAAAGUUGUGCAGUGGCAUUCUCCCGAAGAACUCAGAGAUCUAUUUGAUUUCAAGUUGAAAAAUGAGGCCGAAUCAAAAGAAAACUUGUUCGAUUUACUGAAGAAAACAAUUGAUUUCUCAGUAAAAACUGGUCAUCCAUAUUUUAUAAAUCAAUUAUAUUCUGGACUCGAUCCUUAUGCUCUUGUUGGGCAGUGGUUGACCGAUGCCUUAAAUCCCAGUGUCUAUACGUACGAGGUGGCUCCAGUAUUUACGCUCAUGGAGGAAGAGGUUUUGUCUGAAAUGCGACGUAUAGUUGGCUUUCCCAAUACCGGGUACGGAGAUGGCAUAUUCUGUCCUGGAGGUUCAAUUGCAAACGGUUAUGCAAUUAGUUGUGCUCGUUAUUACAAAUCACCCAAUUCAAAGAAAAAUGGACUAUUUGGAGCAAAACGACAGAUCAUAUUCACAUCAGAAGAUUCGCAUUAUUCCGUUGAAAAAUUGGCAAUGUUUAUGGGUAUGGGCAGUGAAAAUGUGUGUAAAAUAAAAACGAAUAAAGUUGGAAAGGUAGACAUUAAAGAUUUAGAGAUUAAAAUACAAAAAUGUGUUAGUGAAGGUUGUGAGCCAAUGAUGAUAUCGGCUACCUCUGGUACUACGGUUCUCGGAGCAUUUGAUGAUUUGAAUAGUAUAGCUGAUUUGUGCAAUCAAUACGGAAUGUGGAUGCAUGUAGAUGCUGCUUGGGGUGGUGGUGCAUUAAUGAGUCCAAAAUACCGUCAUCUUCUAAGAGGCAUCGAAAGAGCCGAUUCGGUUACAUGGAACCCUCAUAAAAUGUUAACAGCGUCUCAACAGUGCUCAACAUUCUUGACACGACAUAAAGAUAUUCUUAGCCAAUGUCACUCAGCGAAUGCAACAUAUCUUUUUCAAAAGGAUAAAUUUUAUGAUACAUCUUAUGAUACUGGUGACAAACAUAUUCAAUGUGGUCGAAGAGCUGACGUUUUCAAAUUCUGGUUCAUGUGGAAGGCAAAGGGUACAAAAGGACUCGAAGAACAUGUGAAUCAGUUGUUCAAAAUGUCAGAGUUCUUAACUAAUCAGAUACGUGAAAGAUCUGGUUUCGAGCUUGUCUUGGAGAAGCCUGAAUGUACAAAUAUUAGUUUUUGGUAUGUGCCUCCCAGUUUAAGAAUUAUGGAAAGAAAUGACAAAUUCAAUAAUGAAUUGCAUAAAGUUGCCCCAAAAAUAAAAGAAGCCAUGAUUAAGAAGGGAUCUAUGAUGGUAACAUAUCAGCCUUUACACAAUUUGCCAAAUUUUUUCAGAAUAGUUUUGCAGAAUUCUUGUCUAACUGAAUCUGAUAUGAAAUACUUUUUAGAUGAAAUUGAAACUCUAGGAAAUCAAUUGUAACUUACAAAUAUUACGAUUUCAUAUAUUCUUUAAUUACUAUUGCCAAAUAAAAUGCAAAAUAACUAUCGAACGUUUGAUUGAUAGUGAUAAAUUACUACCACUAAAAACCUUGUCUUAAUUCAGAUAUUAUGUUUUAACUUUAAAUGCGAGUCCAUAUGAUUUGUUGUAUUUUUGUUCGACAAUUCGGAGUGUCUCGUCUCUAUGUAUAAUUCUCUAUGUGCGAGUCAUUAAGUUUGCCUCUCUCUCUCUAAAACGUUGUUACGUUCUUUUGCAUUUUAGCUGACGAUGUAUAUUACAAGUAAUUAAUAUAUACAUAUAGAUAAAUAGUAUAUGUAUCCAAGUACACAAAUAUAGGUACAAUAAAAUUACAUAUGUAUGUUUAUUUAAAAAUAAAAUUAUUACAUAUUUAAGUAAA